AGAACGUCCAGUACUUAAAUCACAUCUCAGGGACAGCAGGUAGCCAUCCAUUAGCUAGCUAGUCAAAUUAACUUCUACACGGCCAUGUAUCCCCCUGAUCCGUCCAAGUCCGGCGAGUCGUCGGCGGCGGCGCCGGAGCCGGUGACCGGGAUCCCCGUCGGCAUGUUCUACCCUGCUCCGCCGAUGGAGCGUGUGGUGUCGUGCCGCAUGGCGCCGGCGGCUGGAGGGGCGUGGACCACCGCCCUCUGCGACUGCGCCGACGACUGCAACACCUGUUGUAUGGCGUGCUGGUGCCCGUGCAUCCCUGUCGGCCAGAUCGCAGAAAUCGUCGACAGGGGCUCAUCAUCGUGCGCGUUGAACGCGGUGCUGUACUGCCUGGUGUUCCACGUGUCGGCGGGGAUGUGCCAGUGGGUGUACUCGUGCGCCUACCGCGCUCGCCUCCGGGCGGCGUACGACCUGCCGGAGACGCCCUGCUCCGACUGCCUCGUCACCUUCUGCUGCCAGACCUGCUCCAUCGCACAGAUGCACCGUGAGCUCAAGAACCGCGGCCACGACCCUAACCUUGGAUGGGAGGUGAACUCGCGGAGGACGAUGAUGACUCCUCCCCAACACCAAGCGAUGGAAGGAAUGACAACUCCCUCAUAACAACUACUCAUCAUCACCUCUCGAUCGACCAAACAAUACAUACACACGAUAUAUAGCUAUUACAAGCAUGUACACCCUUUGAUUUAUAAAGUGGCAAUACAUAUAUAGAUGUGUGACGCUUAUUUUAUUUUAUAAACAUAUUUUUUUUUCUGUUUUCCAGGUUAAGUUGUCUCUGCUAUUUUAAAGACACAGCCGCCCUCCUCCCUCCUUACCGCGCGCACCCCGUAUUACUCUAGAGUCUAGAUCCUAUCCUGCUGCUACAAUUAAUGCUUGUACAUAAUACUAGAAAUUCAAAAAACUAUGUAUUAAUGGCUUGUUGGAAAACGUAAAUAAAAACAUAAGGAGUUCCACA
Oryza sativa Japonica Group (Japanese rice) is the source of this 997-nucleotide messenger RNA. Its product is annotated as cell number regulator 10. The record is from RefSeq and is a predicted model, not a curated record. NCBI's taxonomy places the organism in Eukaryota, Viridiplantae, Streptophyta, Magnoliopsida, Poales, Poaceae.